AUGGUCAAACGUUUAAUUGCUAAAGCCAUCCUCAGUACACAAGAAAGACGUAUGAUAUUGUCAGAAAUUUAUCAAUGGAUUCAACUACGUUAUCCAUAUUUCAGUUCACGUGGUCCAGGAUGGAGAAAUUCCAUUAGACACAAUUUAUCAUUGAAUGAUUGUUUUAUUAAAGUUGGUAGAGCUGCAAAUGGUAAAGGACAUUAUUGGGGAAUACAUCCAGCCAACUUGAAAGAUUUUCUCAGUGGUGAUUUCAGAAGACGCAGAGCACAACGCAAAGUACGUCGUGCACUCGGUCUCAGUCGACCUGAUGACAAACUGCAUAAGCAAGACGAUGACGAUGAUGAUGACGAUGAAGAUGAUGAUGAGGAUCGUGAUGGUGAUGUUGGUGUCGAUGAUCAAGACACUCGGUCACCGAAUUCCCCCUCACUACCCCCACAACUAUUCGAUUGUCUACAUCCACACAUAUCCACAUAUCAAUCGAUGAGGUCAACACUCACAAACAAUUCCUCUCCAACACUCAACACACAUCCACUCACUAAUUCACACAUAUCGACAUUCGAUCGAUUGACCGAUUCUCCGACCAAACACAAUCACUCCACAAACAAUCCAACAAACAUCACUACUCCUCUCCUCUUCAAUCCAUCACAUUUCACAUCCACACACAAUUCACAUUUCCUACCUCAUCAUCACACAUUGAUCAAUGCAUCGUCAGCAAGUCGAUUGGACACUUCCACUACCUCCACACAAUCUAUCCAAUCACUCGACCUCACAAAUCCACCAUUGAAAUCGAAUUGCAACAAUGACACAUUGAUGGAGCUCUUCUACAUCAACUUGAUGCAUUUACUCAACAAUCAUCAAUCGUACAUUCAAUCUCACCUUCAGCAUGAACUGUCCACAUCUGACAAACAUCUAUUUUCAACUACACAAUCAACUACAAAUACCACUACCAGUAAUCAUACUACUCAUACUUCCACUACUACGAAUCAAAUUCCCAGUAGUACUACUGUCAUUGAUCAUCAUUCUGAUGACAAUGUUCACUAUACGAAUUCAUCCCAUCCGUCAUUUGAUCCUGUCAGAACUAGAUCACAUUCACCAGCAGCAACCAGUCAACCAACAACGAAUGUCAGUUUCAAUGUGGUCAAUUUGAUCGAUCAUCCUCAUCAACAUCAGCAUCAUCAUCUGAAUCACAGUGAUGUUGACGUGGACGUUGAUGUUGGUGUUGACAAUGAUGUUGACAGUGAUGUUGAUAAUGAUGAUGCCACAUUCUGCACAAUGAUGACGAUCAGGUCAGAUCAACAACAUUCACGGCAUGGUAGCAAUGAUGAUAAGAAAACUGAAGUUGUCGUUGAUGAGUUACAUAAUAAUGAAAUAGACAUUCCACUGGAAUUACAUUCAACUAAUGUAACAAUAAAUCCGUCAUUAUCCAAUUCAAGCAAUGCAUCACCUCCAUUAGAUUAUAGUUUAUGUGAAUAA
This is a messenger RNA of Schistosoma turkestanicum, 1473 nucleotides long. The record is from the annotation of a GenBank genome assembly. Lineage: Eukaryota; Metazoa; Platyhelminthes; Trematoda; Strigeidida; Schistosomatidae.